This is a messenger RNA of Galdieria sulphuraria, 914 nucleotides long. RefSeq lists its product as uncharacterized. The record is from RefSeq and is a predicted model, not a curated record. The transcript has 3 exons. Lineage: Eukaryota; Rhodophyta; Bangiophyceae; Galdieriales; Galdieriaceae. Bases 95 to 793 code for a protein of 232 amino acids.
AGUCCAACAGACAAAGGGAGAUAUUCCAUCUUUGCUUGGCCAUCCUGUUCAAGGUUUCGCACCUCUCUGUGGCAGACAUUGUCUCUUGUCUGUGAUGCCUGCUAUUAGGACUCAAGUGAAAACAGCAUUACCAGACCUUCAAACCUGGUUAUUCUAUUCGACCAAACUAUGUUUUUAUGUCAUUACCUUUAUAUUCUCAGUAGUCGUCGAUGCCCUAGUUAGUAACGCCGAAUUCAAUAUUUUUGAUAAAAGUUAUCCACAUAUAUCUGGUGACUUUUGUGCUUAUAAGGCUUCCACCGUUUCACCUGCUGGAGUGACAGCUAUCUGCAAGUACCUCAUAGCUGUUGGUGCAAUAGGUCUAGUGGUUUCUUUGGGAUUCAUUGCUUUCAGUUUAUGGACAUUGUUUGCCAAUCGUAUUCAAAAAUUGUGGGUGUUGGAGGCGCUUUUGAAUCUCUUUUGGAUGGUUUGGUGGUUUAUUGCGGCUGGUGUGGAAACUUCUGCCAGGCCUUCGACAGGAAUACUUGACUCUGCAAAUAACCGUUCAGCUAUCAAUGGUGUGGAAGCAGUGUCUUGGGUGAAUGCUGUUUUAUUUUUAUUCAACGCUAUGCUUUGUUUUGCUGUUUAUUGGUCGGCAGAAACAGGGUUUUGGAUUCCAACGGUUGAAGACUAUCAUCAUGCCGUCGCAUAUGAAGAAAUGAAUGAAAAAUUGGUAGAACAACGAAAACUUGAUCAGGAGCGUAGCGAUGAUUGGAUUAAUAAUAAGCCAGUAGAAAAAAUUUCCAUCAAUGAAUAGAAACGAAUCAUUAUAUACAUUCUAAAUAGAAUACGAUAAGUUGUUUGUGAGUGAUUGACAUUUGUGAUUGAAUGAAUGACAUUUUGCAUAUGUUCAACAAAUAUAUGGAGAUGAGUUUUAU